Messenger RNA from Seminavis robusta, 1261 nucleotides. The record is from the annotation of a GenBank genome assembly. NCBI's taxonomy places the organism in Eukaryota, Bacillariophyta, Bacillariophyceae, Naviculales, Naviculaceae.
CAUGGUGCGUUUUAUACUGUUUUGUGGGCUGUCCAAAAGCCUUCUCUUUGGACUGUCCACAAAACUUCUCUGUCUGGGUGGAUCUAGCUAAGUGCUAGGUGGGGAAGGGAAGAUACAUGUAGGAGAUAGCCUGCAGGUGCGAACCGGAUCGGCACAAGUUGCACAACGGCACUUCGCACGUAGGGCCCAUCGGGCUGGCAGCAUACCAAGUACAGUCGUACUACACGUAGCUAGGUUAUAGUAGGAUCAGGCUAAGUUUUGAUCUUGGCUAUGACAUAUUUCGUCGCAACUGUAGCAAAGUGGCUGCAUGAAUCGAUCUUCUUCCUUCAUAGGAGGAAUGCUUCCAGUAGCCUCUCGGUAGGCACAGAAGCCCCACAGGCAGCAAACUCUCUCGAAGCUAUAUUGCUCACAAAUUCAAACAAUCGCUUUGAAAACCUUCCUCAUCCAUCCAGCCCCCCUCCUAAACAUUUACUGUCACCAUGAUGAAUUCAGUCGCUGAAAUGAUCAAGAAGCACAACAUGGAUGCCAUCUCGCUGCUUCGUAGUGGGGAGAUUGCCGAGUCCAUCCAAACAUUCAAGAGCGCUCUUCGAGCCAUUCAGUCCGGACUACCAAACGAACCAGAUUACGCCGCCUUUGUGGAGCACGAACGCGCUGUCUUGCCCCCAUCUUCAUUGCCACCUGUCCGCACCGUCAGCAUUGUCGACAAUGAGGAAGCCCUGGCAAAUCUCCUUGCCGAUUCCCCUGCGCUGCUUGAUUUCUAUCCCCGCGUAUUCCAGAUGUUGUCUCCGAGCUGUGUCGCCAGUCAUACACGUUCCAUUGUGGUUCUACUCUACAACAUGGCAGUCGCCCUGGACUACCAAGGUAUUCUGGUUGAUGAUGCAAGUGCCGCUCUAACGUUUCAAGCCAGUGCCAGGCAGCUCUACGACUCCGCCUUACAGUUUGCAAGUACCCACUGGGAUAAGGAAGACAUGACAGCCAUGCGAGGUGUGAUCCUGGCCGUCGUGAACAAUCUUGGCCGGCUUCAGUCGCUGCGCCUGGCCUUUCAAGAAACACGUUUCUGCGUGAAAUUGGCCAUGGAGCUUAUGCGAUCGUGGGAUGCAAUGAACCACAUUGACAACGAAGACGUCGUGAAGCUGGGAAUGAGUGUUGGGCCCUUCUACCUCCUCAACAAAGAUAUCCUUACCGUUGCUCCAUCCGCCUAGGGUCAACUUCUUCUUGUAGUACAUGCCUAACUUACAUAUAAUCUAUACAUCUACAUUUU